AUGCGGUCAAUACUUCAGCCUCGCUCCUUAUGGCGAGCGCAACCUCUCACCACAUGUCUCCGCGUUCAAUUCCGAGUUAUUAGCGCGCCAGGCGCCCGCUUUAUCACGACGUCAAAUCAAGAAGAAUAUGAAACAUCGCUCUACGAGCGAGGCGGUUUGUCGGGACGAGUGCAUAUUCUUGGACUAGGAAAUGUAGGGUCAUUUGUUGCCCACUCGCUAGCAACAAGACGAAACGCACCACCAAUUACGUUGUGCAUGCACAACGACCACAUUCGCCGCGAUUUUGAAAGGAAAAAAGGAAGCAUCUCCGUUAGCACCCAUGGUUUGGACGAUGUCAGGUCGGGGUUCGAUAUCGAAGCCGUUGACGAAUUUGGGACAUGGUCUCAAGUACCAAGCAAGGACUACCGACCCUCGCCAUUCCAGACCGAGAAACCCGACACCCGUGUCGAUGACAGUCCAAUCGAUUGUCUGAUUGUUUGCACCAAAGCACACCGCACAGAGCUUGCUCUCCGCGACAUCAAGCAUCGCUUGACAAAAGACUCAACCAUCUGCUUCAUUCAUAACGGCAUGGGGGUACUAGACACCAUUAACCAGACAAUUUUCCCGGAUCCCGACGAACGGCCAAAUUACAUUCAAUCGGUCUUCAGCCACGGCCUCACACGGAAGGAUAUCUUCAAGAUCGCCCACAUGGGUGCCGGAACUUUCAUCCUUAGCCCAGUCACAUCGGGCUCACCCACGGAGGUAAAUGAAGAUGCAUGGGCACCGUCAACGAAGUAUCUCAUGCGUCUUUUGACCCUCACUCCACCAUUGGUUGCUAUGGCGGAGACUCCCGCAGGUCUACAGCAGUACCAACUCGAAAAGCUAGCAAUGAACUGUGUCAUCAACCCUCUCACCACGCUGAGUGACUGCACCAACGGUGAACUACUGUAUUCAUUCAGUUUCACUCGCGUCAUGCGACUGCUGUUGUUCGAAAUCUCGGCGGUAAUUUGCGCCCUUCCUGAAUUGCAGGGCGUCCCGGGUGUCGAAGACCGCUUCUCUCCAGAACGGUUGCGUCGCCUGGUCGUGAACCUGGCGCGGAUGACGGCCGAAAACACCAGCUCGAUGCGGCAGGACAUGCAGAAUAAGCGGAGGACGGAAAUUGAAUACACCAACGGCUACAUCGUCCGCCGCGGCGAAGAACUUGGGAUCAAAUGUGUACUAAACUACAUGAUCAAGCACAUGGUCACAGCCAAGGUAGCCCUUGGUCAAGACAAGGAACACGGAUAUGUGCCCUUUGAUCUCGAAAACGACAUCGAUAUCGCCACUCACGAGCCAGGUGUCUAG
Messenger RNA from Penicillium olsonii, 1323 nucleotides. Lineage: Eukaryota; Fungi; Ascomycota; Eurotiomycetes; Eurotiales; Aspergillaceae. The record is from the annotation of a GenBank genome assembly.